AGUUUUUAGGUAUUUUGUGAAAUCCUUCUCUCUUCCUCUCCCUCUCCCUCCCUUUCCUUUCUUCCAAGUUUCCAUCGUCUUUUCACCGCCGCACCUCACUCUCUCACGGCCAGCUUCCAUCGCCGCCCCCUCACUCUCAAGGCCGUUUAUUGCCGCCACCCCUUGUAUUUGAAAUAACCACUGCCAGUCCGCCAUCGACAUAGCCCACUCCAUCUCCUGUAAGAACGACAAACCGUGGGGUUAAACUCAAGAAAUGAACUCGUUGGCCCGGAACAUAUCAUGCUCCAUCAGAUCUUCGAUUCACACCAAUUAUCUGCAGCACCAGCAAUUGAGGGGGAUCCGAGUGAAGGUACUGAACGGAAAUCUAGAACAGGCACUGGCAUUUAUGAGAAGGAAGAUGCAAGCGAGCGGAAUUGAGCGACUGAUUAAGCGGGAACAAACUCAUCAUAUCAAGAAUUCCGAGAAACGAGUUUUGGCCAGGAAGAAUUUGGAGCGCAAAAUUCGAUCGCAGGACCUCGCUCGCAAGCUCAAAGCCAUCCUUAUAAAGAAAGUCAGGGGUCUGUAAGCAUGUGACAUUUGCACUAUAGUUUCACAGACAUUUUGCUCCUUUUUCUUUAAACUCUGUGGCUUGGCAGCUUCUUGAAAGUGCAAUUGAAGUUCCCUUUAUUCAGCAGGAAGGCUCCAGUGAGCUGUCUAUCUACAUUGCUUUAUAUCAUUCUGUUUUCUCUUAUCUUGUGAGCAUUUUUUCCUGCCCGCUAUAGUUACCUCUCAAAUUGCUUUGUAGACACCUCUUUGAUCACUUUCUACCACCUGCACUACUUUAGUUGGAUUUCUCUGCAAAUUCAUAUUUUGAAAUACUAUGGUCAAUAUAUAGGUCAUGGUAUAAUAAAAUGUUUAAAGGGAUGAGAUCAA
Messenger RNA from Benincasa hispida (wax gourd), 912 nucleotides. RefSeq names its product Ribosomal protein S21 family protein. Gene Ontology annotation, biological process: translation. The record is from RefSeq and is a predicted model, not a curated record. Gene Ontology annotation, cellular component: ribosome. Gene Ontology annotation, molecular function: structural constituent of ribosome. NCBI's taxonomy places the organism in Eukaryota, Viridiplantae, Streptophyta, Magnoliopsida, Cucurbitales, Cucurbitaceae.